AUAAACGCUGACGUCUUCAUCGGCAUUUUCUGUUGCAAUUGUUGUUUUGAUAAACGAAAAAACAUGAAUUAAUCACAAUUGUUACACCAAUUAGCAUCAAUCUUGCAUUAGUAAAUUACUUUAAUUAAGCAUAAAGUGUAGGGGAAUUACAAUGUUGAUUCAUCGCCUAUUUGUGAUUCAGUUUUUAUUGGUGCUGUUGGCACUUGUUGCCGCUAAAACUAAAUUAUCCGCAGUGCAAGAGGACAUCGCAGACUACAAGGACUUUAAGAAACUGCUGCGAACCAAGAACAAUGUGCUGGCCCUUUAUGUGUCCAGCGCUAAAGCGGCUGCCGCCGAGCUGAAAGUGUUCCGGGAAGCGGCGGAGGCAAUUCGCGGCACGGGUACCAUGUUAUACGUGGACUGUGCCAACCAGGAGAAGAAGAAGCUCUGUAAAAAGCUAAAGGUAUCACCGGAACCGUACUCGCUGCGCCACUACAAGGAUGGUGACUAUCACAAGGACUAUGAUCGACAGUUGAGCGUUGGCUCCAUGGUCACGUUUAUGCGUGAUCCUUCAGGGGAUUUACCUUGGGAAGAGGAUCCGGCUGGCUCGGACGUAUGGCACUUCAAUGACGCCGCAGCAUUCAGCAAGCAUCUUCGCAAGGAUAUAAGGCCUAUGCUGGUCAUGUUCCAUGUGCCCUGGUGUGGCUUCUGCAAGCGCAUGAAGCCGGACUACAACAAAGCAGCAACGGAACUUAAGGCGCAGGGUGGAUACCUCCUUGCUGCCAUGAAUGUGGAGCGCCAGGAGAAUGCUCCCGUUCGUAAACUAUUUAAUAUAACUGGUUUUCCCACGUUAAUUUACUUUGAAAAUGGUAAAAUGCGUUUCACAUACGAGGGUGAGAAUACCAAGGAUGCACUGGUCGCCUUCAUGCUUAAUCCCAAUGUCAAGCCCACACCCAAGCCGAAGGAACCCGAUUGGUCGGCCGACACCAGCUCGGAAAUUGUGCACUUGACCACACAGGGAUUCGAGCCGGCAUUAAAUGAUGAAAAAUCCGUUCUGGUAAUGUUCUACGCUCCCUGGUGUGGUCAUUGCAAGCGUAUGAAACCGGAAUACGAAAAGGCCGCUCUCGAAAUGAAGCAAAACAAUGUGCCCGGAGUGCUCGCCGCCCUGGAUGCCACCAAGGAGCCGAGCAUUGGAGAGAAAUACAAGGUCAAGGGAUAUCCAACAGUUAAAUACUUUUCAAAUGGUGUCUACAAAUUUGAUGUGAAUGUACGCGAUGCAUCAAAGAUUGUGGAAUUUAUGCGGGAUCCCAAAGAGCCGCCACCACCGCCGCCGCCCGAGAAGAGCUGGGAGGAGGAGGCAGACAGCACUGAAGUGCUUUUUCUCAACGACGAGACAUUCGGCACCACACUCAAGCGUAAGAAACAUGCUCUGGUCAUGUUCUAUGCUCCAUGGUGUGGACACUGUAAGCACACGAAGCCGGAAUUUACAGCCGCUGCGAAUGCGUUGCAGGAUGAUCCUCGUAUUGUCUUCGUUGCCGUGGAUUGCACCAAAUAUGCAGCGCUGUGCGCCAAGUACAAUGUACGUGGCUAUCCCACCAUAUUGUACUUCUCCUACCUCAAGACCCAGCUGGAUUACAACGGCGGACGCACCAGCAAAGAUUUUAUUGCCUAUAUGAACAAUCCACCCAGCUCUUCUAAGGAACACACCGAGCUGUGAUCUGCCGGGUCAGUCCCUGAUAGAAUCUCGUAAUCUGUAUUAAUUUUGUAUUUACAUUUAACCAACUUGUCAACUGCCUCAUGCAAAUCUCAUUUGACUCACUAAAAACAAGACUUUAAUUGAAACUAAAAUUGCAUUUCUUUAAGCUUUUGCAAGGAUAUUUAAGCUUCGGUUUGCCGAAGACAAUUUCUUAAUAAAUCAUGUUUAUAUUGCAUUUAUA
This is a messenger RNA of Drosophila innubila, 1916 nucleotides long. Its product is annotated as protein disulfide-isomerase A5. The transcript is spliced from 3 exons. Gene Ontology annotation, cellular component: endoplasmic reticulum. The record is from RefSeq and is a predicted model, not a curated record. NCBI's taxonomy places the organism in Eukaryota, Metazoa, Arthropoda, Insecta, Diptera, Drosophilidae. Gene Ontology annotation, biological process: protein folding. Bases 152 to 1696 code for a protein of 514 amino acids. Gene Ontology annotation, molecular function: protein disulfide isomerase activity.